AUGGAUGUUGCAGAUGGGACCACUCCCAAUAGGACGAGGUAUAGGGCCAUCAAAGCCCACCGCAAGUCUCGCGCCGGCUGCUUUACAUGCAAGGGAAGAAGGAUCAAAUGCUGCGAGACUAGGCCAAGAUGCGUGAAUUGCAGUCGCGGAAAUCUGCAUUGCGUAUAUCCAGAGACACGGCCAACAACGAUAUCGGUACAGCCAGGUGGCGUCCAGUAUCAGUCGCGGGGCUUCAGCUUGAAGGACAUGCGUUUCUUCCACGACUUCAUGACGGCCAGCUACCCACAUCUGCCCCUGGAAUGCGAUCAUGCGUGGACGAAUGAUAUUCCUCUUCUUGCACAGCAAGUCAGACACUCAUCUUCUCAAGCACGGCUGAGCCGCGAACUGACUGUCUCUCUUGGUGCAGCUCAUCUUCAUAGAAACACGGACCUUGAACUAAAAGGGACCGUGGAACAACAUAGAGCGAUGGCGUUAUGCGGCCUUGUCGAGCCGCAGUCUGACCUCUGCACACACGGCACAGGCAGAGAAGGUCGCCUCAACGCCCAACUAGCCACCGCAUACGCUUUGAACUUUACGGCCUCGUACAUGGGUGACACUAUGAGUUCUUUUCUCACAUUUGUGAGAGGAUGUGCUUCACUAAGUAGAGAGAUUAUCUUUUCCGGGUAUUCGUCGCCAUUCUUCCCCCAAGACGGACACACCAUGUUGCCAGAACACCAUACCCAAAUCAUGACCCGGCGUCUCCAAGGUGCUCGGCUAGCUCCUUUCCCUGACAACGACGAAAUUCAGAAAGCGAAGCGGUCUCUUUCCUAUGCAGCUCGUGUAUGCACUUUCACCCCUGUCGAGGUGGAGAUGCUGGUUGAGUUGCAGAAUGUUCUUGACAAAAACACCGAGCCGAUCAAAGCCACGUAA
Messenger RNA from Zasmidium cellare ATCC 36951, 909 nucleotides. RefSeq lists its product as uncharacterized. The transcript has 4 exons. The record is from RefSeq and is a predicted model, not a curated record. Gene Ontology annotation, molecular function: DNA-binding transcription factor activity, RNA polymerase II-specific; zinc ion binding. Gene Ontology annotation, biological process: regulation of transcription by RNA polymerase II. Bases 1 to 909 code for a protein of 302 amino acids. Lineage: Eukaryota; Fungi; Ascomycota; Dothideomycetes; Mycosphaerellales; Mycosphaerellaceae.